Molecule: messenger RNA, 2415 nt
Organism: Drosophila biarmipes
Lineage: Eukaryota; Metazoa; Arthropoda; Insecta; Diptera; Drosophilidae
Product: putative polypeptide N-acetylgalactosaminyltransferase 13
Exons: 6
Coding region: 1-1569 (522 amino acids)
Cellular component (GO): Golgi apparatus
Source: RefSeq, a predicted model, not a curated record
AUGUCUGCCAGUGGAAAAUGUUGUCGGCCUCGCCGUUUGAUUUUCUAUAUAAUUGCCUUUUUGAUCUGUCAGUUGAUUUUGGUCUACCAAUUUAUACGCUUUGAGAGAUAUAAGGAUGUACCCGCGAUCGAACCCUUACAUCAUGCAAUCGACAGUGGGGAACACUUUAUGGAUUGGCGUGAAUUUAUCUCCCAUACACCGCUAAGAUCUGAGAAUUUUUACCAGUAUAAUCUUCCCUUAAGUGAUAUUUUGGGAGUAAUACGUAACCUGCCUUCAACAAGGUAUUAUGGCUGCAUGACCCGUCCUUUUAACCUUCCGCCCCCUUUGACAUCCAAAGUGAGUGUGGUGAUCAGCUUCCACAACGAGGCGCGUUCGAUGCUGCUGCGAGAUCACCCGGGGCUCAUCUUCCGCAGAAACCAGAAGCGCAUGGGCCUGAUUUGGUCGCGCAACAGGGGCGCCUUCCUGGCCAGUGGGCACUAUGUGCUCUUCCUGGACAGCCACUGCGAGGUGAACGAGGAGUGGCUGGAGCCCCUGCUGGAGCGACUGGAUAUGAACCCUCAUCUAGCAGUUAGCCCCCUACUUGACCCCAUUGACCCGACCACCCUGAGUUACAGGAAAGGAAACGAGUUGCUGAAGGGCGGCUUCGACUGGUCCCUGCACUUUCACUGGCUGAAGAGGCAGCUGGCCAUCCAGGAGCUGCCCGAGCUGCCCUACAAAAGUCCAGCCUUCGCUGGCGGAGUCCUGAUGAUGUCACGCGAUUGGUUCCUCAAGUUAGGCAGCUUCAAUUCGUAUCUGAAGAUCUGGGGCGGCGAGUCCAUCGAGCUGGCCAUUAAAUUGUGGCUUUGCGGCGGACAAAUUGAGAUCGUGCCCUGCAGCCGAAUCGGACACAUCUUCCGGCGGCGCCACGCCUUCGACUUCCCACCGCAAUCCGACCAGGACCAGCAGUUGAGCCCGGCCCAGGAAACCUAUCUGCACAACUCGAAAAUCAUAGCCGAGUCCUGGCUGGACGAGUAUAAAAAUAUGUUCUACGCACUGAGGCCGGUGGCCAGGCGAAUUCCACUGGAUCACACCUACUACGAGCUGCAGAGGCUGCGGAGGGAGCGCCAGUGCCAGCCCUUCGAAUGGUAUCUGCGGCAUGUCAAUCCCGAACUAAGGCUGCACUUUGACGAACUGUCGGCGACGGGAACGCUGCGGAAUGAGGAUCGGUGUCUGCAUGCCAGACACAAGGACUCGGACUCGGACACGGACUCGCAGCUGAUCCUGGCGAGCUGCUACCUCAGCGACGUCACCCAGUGGAGCAUGUUGCGCAGCACUGGACAAUUGAGCACUCAGCGGGAGCUGUGCCUGGGCGUGGGAUUAAGGAUGCAGCUUACCCUGCAGCCGUGUGACAGGAAUGGGACGACGGCGAAGGGCCAGCAAUGGCGGCGCCUCGGAACCCAUCUCCUCCAUGCCGAGACGCACCUGUGCCUGGAUAAUCCGCUCAAGGACCGACUGGAGAUGAGCACCUGCCGCUCGCAUGCGGUAUCGCAGUCCUUUCAAUUUGCAUUGGAAAUGGAGGGGCAGACAUAAACACGGGCUAAUGAUACUCGAUUACCCGUUUCGAUUUGAUUUGAUUCGUAGUACCCCAAAACUCUGAUACUGAUUCGAUGAACCUGAGCCUCUUAGUUCAGCCUCCUGGUGGAGUGUUUGUGUGCGUUUGGGUUAAAUCUCUGGCCAUGCAGGUAAAUCAAAAUGCUGACAUGUUGUGCUAAUCUCUGUGAAACAUUUCCGCUGCCGCAGCAGCCUGGCCAUAGAUUGCAGAGGCGGCGGUAAAUUAUGGCGCCAUAGAUACAAGGAAAGGUGCUUCCAACUCCCAGAUCCUGGCUUCUUUUUUUCCUCGAUUUUUUUGCGCAGCCUUUGUUGCCGGAGUCCGACUAUCAAGACUCGCAGCGCUUCCUGUCGCAUCCGUCACACGAGACAGGAUACAAUGGUUCCUGGGGGCGGCGGAGGCGGCGUGUAGGGAAAUGGGGGCGUGGCCAGAUAAAAGCCAACGACGCCGCGCGUAUUGUGCGGCUUGUUUAGGCGCUCCCUGUCAUCAGUCAGCGAACAAAAGCUUCCCUUCGGCGGCACGGAGUCAGAGACAGAGGCGGAGGCAGAGACAGCGCCGGAGUCGGAGUCGCAAAUGUAAUUGAGUUGAUGACAAUGCCACUGACUGCCCGGCUCGCGCUUCCGGCAAUUUUGAUGGCCUCCGGAUGCCGGCGACAAAAAGCGGCGACACCGGAAACAAGACCAAAUAAAACAGCGAACAUCAGCCAGCGCCAGUGGCAAGGCAGAAGUUCAGGGCUGCUAUCCGCGGCAAAUUCCGCAGUGCAGUUGUUGCAACUUAAGAUUUGUUUUGUUUUCACCAUUCUUGCGGUAAUAAAGCGUAAAAGUUAA